AGUGGUCAACAAAACGCACCGCCCAUUGAUUGGUCUUCGGCUCAGAACCAGUUGGGAUUGACUGCAGACGAAGAACUCGUGGACAGCGAUUCCAAGCAAUUGUGCGUUUAUUUUGCACACUUUCGCAUCACUUCGGGACUCAAUGCCAUUAAUUCACGAAAUAUUUGUUCAACGAAUCCAAUGAGAGAUAUCUUUCAAAUACAAGACGAGGACGACUUCAAAGACAAAGUACUCAACAGCAAGAAUGUGGUGAUCGUUGACUUUCACGCCACAUGGUGUGGUCCGUGCAAAAUACUCAAACCAAGACUCGAG
Molecule: messenger RNA, 312 nt
Organism: Medioppia subpectinata
Lineage: Eukaryota; Metazoa; Arthropoda; Arachnida; Sarcoptiformes; Oppiidae
Source: the annotation of a GenBank genome assembly